Molecule: messenger RNA, 4034 nt
Organism: Xiphias gladius (swordfish)
Lineage: Eukaryota; Metazoa; Chordata; Actinopteri; Istiophoriformes; Xiphiidae
Gene: cdadc1
Product: cytidine and dCMP deaminase domain containing 1
Exons: 12
Coding region: 266-1840 (524 amino acids)
Biological process (GO): dTMP biosynthetic process; dUMP biosynthetic process
Cellular component (GO): cytoplasm
Molecular function (GO): zinc ion binding; dCMP deaminase activity
Source: RefSeq, a predicted model, not a curated record
UAAAUAAUGUCGAGCUGGAUGGAAUAACCCAAAAACACUAACUUUAACUUCACUUAAGUAUCAGUCCGGCUGUUAGACGUUUCGUUAUGACUGUUGAAACGAAGUGCUGUCUUAUAAAGGCUAGCAAGUAACGCAAGUAGCUUGAUAUCGCUAAGUAGUCAUAGAAAAAUAACAUGAAAAGGGAUCAUUUCAGAAAACAUGGUUGCUCUUGUCUUAUUUGAAGCCGGGGCCGGAGGUAUUAUAUCGCUACGAGUUGGCGGAUUGAAUGGAAGGGAGCGAGAUAAGGAACCGAGCUGAUCCGGGCCAGUCCAGGCCAGGUCGAGAUACGAGAGACAGUAGCACCCAGACUGACAGCAGAGUACAAGGUUAUGGCCCCCGGUUAUCAAAGGUAAAUCUGUUUACCUUAUUGAGUUUGUGGAUGGAGCUGUUCCCUCAGGAAAAACGUGAAGAGGAUGACCACAGUCAGAUCCGCAGGAUGGGUCUGGUGGUGGCACAGGACAGUAAGGUGGUGGGACUCCACUGUUCAGGAGCUGAGCUCCAUGCAGGACAGGCAGCUGUUAUCCAACAUGGCGCCCGCAUGGCUGGCUGUCAGUUGUACUUCUCUAGGAGACCCUGUGCUACCUGCCUGAAGAUGAUCAUCAACGCUGGGGUCAGCCAGAUCUCCUUCUGGCCUGGAGACCCAGAGGUCAGCAUGCUGAGGUCCACCUCUACAAACCAUUCAAACGCCCAGUCCCACAGUCCACCUGACUGCAUCACGGAGGAGGCGGCACUGGACGCUGUGGUAACGGGCAAGCUGAAGUCCAACAGCCGUCCUCACAUCUGCGUGCUGCUGCAGCCGCUGGCACCUGGCCUGGCACAGUUUGUUGACGAGACAUCCAGAGAGUGUGAAUUCAUGGAGAGAGUGAAUGAUGAUGAACCAGGGCUGAACACAGUGGAACUCUUCAACAGAGAACGAAAGAGACACCUGAACGAUUUCUCCAGACAGUUCCUGGUGGGGAUGUCUGAGGAGCACCGGGAGAUUUUGACGCAGAUGGGUCUGGAGAACUUCUGUGUGGAGCCGUACUUCUCAAACCUGAGACACCACAUGAGGGAGCUGGUGGAAGUUCUGGCUGCAGUGGCUACUGCGGUGCCACUGCGACACCACGGAUUCUACAGGGAACGGUGUUCAGCCGCUGAGCCACCACUGGCCAAGUCCUCACUGCCUCCUCGCCUUGAGGGAGUGUCCCAAGAAGUGGCGCGUCACUGUAUCAUCCAAGCCAGACUGCUGGCCUAUAGAACAGAGGACCCCAAGCUGGGGGUGGGUGCUGUUAUCUGGGCCAGAGGACCUUCGGCUGGCUGCGACGGAACGGGCUGUCUCUGCCUGGUGGGUUGCGGCUACAACGCUUACCCGGCAGGCUCGCACUACGCUGAGUACCCACAGAUGGACAACAAACAGGAGGACCGACAGAGACGCAAAUACAGAUACAUUGUCCACGCAGAGCAGAACGCCCUCACCUUCAGGACUCGAGACAUCAAACCGGGGGAGCCCACCAUGCUGUUCGUAACUAAAUGUCCGUGUGACGAGUGUAUCCCUCUCAUCAGAGGAGCUGGCAUCACCGACAUCUACACCACGGACCAGGACAGGGACAAAGAUAAGGGAGACAUUUCCUACCUGAGGUUCAGCAGCCUGAAGGACAUCAGCAAAUUCAUAUGGCAGAGGAGCCUUUCUGUGUGCUCAGCGUCCCCUCCCCACUUUGCCAACGGCUAUGUCGGGAAGCACGACAGGCAGACUGAGCAGGAGAACCACAGCAACAAGAAGCUGUGCGUCAACAAAUCCCAAGACUCACCUUCUAUCAGCUGAACAUCAGCCCUGGACUGACGGACCACAGAAUCGUGUUUUUACCUCAUGUGCCACGGAUGAGAUAUUUUGCUGCGCAAAAAACACAGCUAAAAUUGAGAGAAACUGGGAUAUUAGUCAUCUCCUCCCUCAAGAUCAAUUCUGUGCCCCGCAUCAUUUUAUGUUAUUUAUUUGCCCUUUAAUGCAGGACUGCUGCCUGUUUUAUGUUUUAUACCAUGCUGAGUGAUAACAGACCAAUUUCAAACUGGAGAUUGGUACAAUUCACACUUAAAAAUCUUUAUUCGAAAUACAUGGGGCUGCUUUUAAUGGGAACUGUUAGUGGUAUGUGAUUGGAGGACAGUGCCCCAAGUCCUUUAAGGCCAAAAGAAGUGGGAGCCUUCCUUAAACACUUUCUCGGAAACUUUCCUGCCACUUUGUCUUUGGCAAGUCCAGUCCUUCAGAAGUCGUUGGAAGUGAGUUGGAGAGACAAGAAGAAACUGGAAGGGAAACUACUAACAAGGGAUGGAUGGAUGGAUGGAUGGAUGGAUCGGUGAUGGAAGAGGUAAAGAAUGUAUGGACAAUUUUUAAGUGACGUGAAUGAAGGUAGAAAAUAUGGAUACUACCAAAAAAUUUAUUUCCAAAUAGUAAUAUAAACUCUUAUAUGUAGAUUUGUUCAUGUAAUUUAAUUUUUUUAUGUAAGUGGUGAAUGGCUUAUUUAAAUGGUAUAAGGUAUUGUAUAUAAAGACAUCCGUAUGUAUGUGUGCACAGGUUACGAUGGGUGUAGCUCCUGUUGACUUGAAUAAGGUUUAAUAGAAUGCAGAUUCUGUAUAAGACUGCAGCGCUGCUCCAUACACGUGUACUUGGUGGACUGUUCCUUUUAAAACGUUCGAAAGACACGCAGCGGUUUUUUUUUCAAACGGUAGGAUUUAAUUUAGGAUCGUAAGUAUAUUGUUUUAAAUCUGAUUUGCACAGAAGCAGAAUGCACUCCCUUUGGAUCUCAGGCUUGAAGGAAUCGAAAUCUCUUCCAAUUACUUAUUCAGUGUAGAGAGAGGCAAAGAGGAAGCCACGUGCUCGUUAUGAAAGGACGCGUGAGAUGUAUGGGCAGCGAGAUUUAGUUUCAAGAAGUGGUAAGAAAGAAGCGACACAAUUGAUUUCAUAGGAAUAAACAGACGUUCGCGAAAAUGCCGUUCGAAGCAGCUUUAAGAAAGAAGGAACUUGAUUACACACCUUGACUCUCGUGUCAUUUUUAAAAUAUAUUUAUCUACAAUGUUGAGGAAUUAUGUUAAUUUCCAGCUUUAAUUUCUUGCACAAGCACCCGUUCCAUUUGCACUGUCUAUCGCACCUUUCUUUUCUGUUUGUAAUAUAACGUGCUUUCAAACAUUGCUAUAACUUAAGUUCAAAACACAGAGAGACAGUUAAUCUUUAUCUGUGCAGCCAUUCAGCAUGAUCCAGAAGAAACAUCAUGUGCUUAAGUGUUAAGACACCGUUCAUGGUAAACAUCUUAAUAACUGGCAUUUAAGCAAAAAUGAAAAUAAAGUUCUUAUUCAGAAAAUAUAAGAGGUUUGCUUAGAUGAGUGAGUUAUUACCAUCAGUAACUGUACACCACCUGCCCAUAAACAAGUGACAAAUGAGCAAACACGCAACAUCUGCAUUUCCAUCCUUUUAUUUGCUGCGAAUGUGGUACAGUAGCAUCAAUGUGGAAAAUAAGAUGGCUGCUUUAAGAGAGGGCAUUGGGAAGAUAAUGGGGAGUUUUGUUUGACCAUUAUUAUAGUUGUAAAACAGGCCAAAACAAAUCACAGAAAGAGUUGAGUUUGGCUCAAGUUACGAGUCUUGCAUCUCAUGUUAGAUUCUGAUAUAGUAUAAAUACUGUCACAGCAUUUAACAUCCAAAAUAGCUGGUGUUGUUUUUAGUUUUCAAAAAAAAAAAGAAAAAACACUUUUUUCCAUUUUUUUUAUGCCAGAUGAAAAAGCAAAAAAAGCAAAAUGGCACUUUACAGGUUUACAAUUGUUAAUCACCCUACUUGUAUUCCACUACUGCCUUUAUUUCUGUUUGAUUCAAUGUAUUUAACACGAGACAGCUAAACAGUUUGAGUUUGAAAUUUACUUUGAAACUGCUGAGCGAAAUCUUCGAGUCCUGAUUAAAAGGCUUUUUAAAGUUUUUUAUUUUAUUCAUCAUGACUCCAUUAAACACAAAACUUGUUUAAAAACUUUGAAGAAUG